UCUCAUGGAACAAAAUAAUUAGAAAUUCAUAGUGGCUCCACCACCGCUCGAAAAAGCUUUUAAUUUGCUUGUUGAGCGGCGGCGGAGUGAAUUCACACAUAAUGUUAAAAUUAUGUGUGUAUGACGAAUUCGGGAUGCUUAAUAUUUUAUUUAAAUUUUGUUUUUAUUUAUUUUUUCGUUUUUAUUUUGUUUCAUAUUUUAUUCUUUUUGUUGUUCUACGAUGCGCGGUGUUUUGUUCUUGAUUGCUCCGUUUUGUGUUUCACACAUUUUCCACUUGGCUUCGCUUGACAUCAUCACAAUGGGCGCCUCCGAAUGAUCUUUUUCGCUUCUUGCUAUGGGUGCUGUUGCUUAUCUUGUUCAUUUUGCGAUAGGAAUGAUGAUCCUUAACAAUGAGGUCAGUCAAACCAAAGGCAUAUUAUACCCUCGGGAAUCGGAAACAAGAGAUGUCCGUAGCUUGGAUGGAAUGUGGAAUUUCUUGAAAUCGGAUGAAAGCAAUCCCACUCAAGGUGUUCGAGAUAAAUGGUACAUGGAUGACCUAAGCAAGGUAAAACCAACAAUACCAAUGCCAGUACCAGCGAGUUACAAUGAUGUAACGACCGAGGUUAGUUUGAGAGAUCAUGUGGGAACGGUGUGGUAUGAUCGAAAGUUCUUCAUACCACGGGCAUGGGAAGCCGGACAGAGGGUCUGGAUUCGGUUUGGAAGUGUUCACUAUGAGGCUUUUGUGUGGAUAAAUGGUCAAAUGGCUGUGAAACAUGAAAUAGGUCAUCUGCCAUUUGAGGCUGAGAUAUCAGAUCUCAUCAAUUAUGGACGAGAAAAUCGUAUCACGGUGUUGUGUGAUAAUGCUUUGAUUCAGACAACAGUGCCUCAAGGAAAGAUAACUGAAGUAGCAAAAGAUGGAGGUGUUUCAAUAGUACAAACUUAUAGUUUUGAUUUCUUCAACUAUGCCGGUAUCCACCGAUCUGUGCAUAUAUUUACAACCCCUAAAGUUUACAUCGAAGAAGUCGAAGUAACAACCGACCUAAAUGUGGAAAAUACAGGAUUUGUUUAUUAUAAAGUCAGCAGCAAUGGAACAAACGAUGUGAAGGGACUUUAUGUUCAAGUUCAACUUCGUGACCGAGAAGGUGUCAUUGUGGCAAAUGAAACAUCGAAAUCUGAUUUGAAGGGAGUUCUGAAGGUUCCAAAGGCAAUGCCAUGGUGGCCAUAUUUGAUGCAUCCAGAACCUGGAUAUUUAUAUCAAAUGGAAGUGUUCCUACAUGACGACAAUGCCAGUGUUUUGGAUGUGUAUCGACUAAAGAUCGGAAUUCGGACACUGACAUGGAAUAAUACGUCGUUUAUGAUCAACGGAAAACCAAUUUACUUCCGUGGAUUUGGAAGACACGAGGAUUCAGAUAUAAGGGGGAAAGGUUUGGACUUUGCACUUCUUACCAGAGAUUUCAAUCUCUUGAAGUGGAUUGGAGCGAAUGCGUAUCGGACAUCCCAUUAUCCAUAUUCGGAGGAGUCAAUGCAAUUUGCUGAUGAGCACGGGAUAAUGAUUAUUGAUGAAUGUCCUAGUGUGGAUACAGAGAACUAUAGCCAAGCUCUCUUGGAUAAGCACAAAUCUUCCAUGGAUCAAUUGAUCCAUCGUGAUCGUAAUCACGCAAGUGUUGUGAUGUGGUCAAUUGCCAAUGAGCCCAGAACUAGUCAAUUCCAUGCAGAUUCAUAUUUCGAAUUUGUUGCCAAUUUCACAAGAACCUUAGAUCGCACCCGCCCAGUGACUGCUGCCAUUGCAGUUCCUAAUACAGACGACAAAGCUGCCAAACAUUUAGAUAUAAUAAGUUUCAAUCGUUAUAAUGGUUGGUAUUCAAAUGCUGGCCGAUUGGACAUGAUCACCAGUCGAGUGGUGAACGAGGCUGUGGCAUGGAACAAGAAACACAAUAAACCAGUUCUGAUGUCAGAAUACGGAGCUGAUACUGUCGAAGGUUUACAUUUUUUGCCAUCUUAUGUGUGGUCAGAAGAAUACCAAGCUGAGCUAUUUUCCCGACACUUUAGAGCCUUCGAUAUAUUGCGUAAGAAGUCGUGGUUCAUUGGAGAGUUCGUGUGGAAUUUUGCCGAUUUCAAAACUGCACAAACUGUAACUCGGGUGGGUGGCAACAAAAAGGGUGUCUUCACACGCAAUCGUCAACCAAAGUCAGCCGCUCAUCUCCUGAGAAAGCGAUACUUUGCCGUCGGACAAGAAGUGGACCAAUGUAGCUUCCCAGAGGAUCUGUUCAUCUACAUUACCGACAGUACAGGGAGUAGUAAAACACACGACUCCACUGAUCUAUAAAAGCAUUUAAGACAACAAAACUAAAAAAGGUUUCAUGAAUGAGUAGUUGAAGAAGGAAGACAGGAACAGAAACAAAUACACACCAAACGAGAAACUAGGAUUAAUGUACAUAAUUUUAUUUUUUCUUUAGUUCGUAAGUUCGUUCGCCAAGACUUUACUAUUGUAUAUUUGCGAUAUAAAAAAGAGAGGUUUUGUAUAAUCAAAGGGA
Messenger RNA from Eupeodes corollae, 2513 nucleotides. Its product is annotated as beta-glucuronidase. Gene Ontology annotation, molecular function: carbohydrate binding; beta-glucuronidase activity. The transcript has 12 exons. Lineage: Eukaryota; Metazoa; Arthropoda; Insecta; Diptera; Syrphidae. The coding region runs from base 335 to 2305 and encodes 656 amino acids. Gene Ontology annotation, biological process: carbohydrate metabolic process; glucuronoside catabolic process. The record is from RefSeq and is a predicted model, not a curated record.